AUGGAUGAUCUAAUUGAGUUCUUGCGACAGAGGAAUGUUCCAGAGGAAACAAUUGAGACACUGGAACAAGAAAAGAUUGAUGCCAGUGUCAUCGAACUAAUGACAGAUGAGCAGCUAAAGACAUACUUUCCAUCUUACGGUGAUCGUUUGGCCAUUUUGGGAUUUUGCAGACAGAAAGCCAGUUACAGGAAUGACCCCAAUAACAGAAAAUCAAAACUUUUUGAGCGAUUGAAAUCUAAAUUAUCCAAAAAACGUAAGUGUGAUGAUUCUGUCACAACAAGUCAACAACACAAAAUAAGGAAUGCUCAAAAGACUAUGAGAAAGGUAGAAUUAGGAUGGAUGAAUUAUGAAGCAGAAAAUGACAUCUUCAGACAAGUGAGAACAAGAAAGGGUGGUGGUACACGAAAAGUAGAUGUCUCCAAAGAAUCCAAGAAACCAGAUUUGAUUCAGCAAGCAGUCAAGCUGUUUUUUGCAGAUGGAAAAAGCGCUGAGGGAGACAUCACUGAGUUUGAGGUAGAUUUAAAGGAUUACAAAGAAAUGUCUGUGGAUGAAGACGUUACAGUUGGAAAACUCUAUGCAGACACCAAGUUGCCACUUUUACGGUUCUAUCUCACAACUAAGAAAAAAAGUAACUUGGGCUCACAUGUGCAACAGGAAAGUGAUGUGGCUCUGACUACACAAGAACUGACCAGCUCCCCAACAACGAUGCCAGCGGAAAGAUCUGAAAAUACAGAUGUGAUUUACAUCGGGAGCACCAUCGAACCAGAGAUGCCUUAUUCCACAGAGAUACAUUCCUCCAACCUAGAUGGCAAUGCUUUGGAUGACAGCAACACUAUCACAUUUGUCACUGAAGACAUUUUUAAUGUGGAGGACCAAAGUUUGGAUGAUACAUUACCUGUCUGUAAGAAAAAUAAAAGGAUCUUAGUUGUCCAUCGCGGUCAUGUCCUCCCAGAACUCAUUGCUCAUUUUUUGGAUGAAAGUGUGUUCGGGUGUGAAAUAAAAAUUCAACUUAUUGCACCAGAUGGAAAACUUGAGAAGGGCCAUGAUGAAGGAGGAGUUGUGAGAGACUGUCUUUCUGAGUUCUGGAAUGAGUUUUAUGAACAGUGCACUAUGGGCAGCUCUUUCAAGGUGCCUUUCCUUCGGCAUGAUUUUGGGCAAAUACACUGGGAAAGUGUAGGCCGUAUAAUUGUCUUUGGAUGGCAAAAGGAAAAAUAUCUUCCUGUAAAAAUAGCUCCAGUAAUCCUGGAGCAGGCUGCUUUUGGAAGUGCUAAAAGCAAUGUCAUCGAGAAUUUCCUGAAAUUUGUUCCAGAGUCAGAACGAGCAGUCUUUGAAGCAUGGCAAUCUGACUUCAACACUGUGGACAACAAAGAACUACUUGAAGUUUUGGAUGGCCAUAGCUGUCGUAAAACACCAACAGAGGACAAUGCAGAGGAAAUAUUACAAGAACUUGCCCACAAAAAACUCAUCCAAGAGCCUGCCUAUGUCAUCGAGCAGUGGGCAAGCAUACUUUCCACUGCUAUCAGCCAUCUUGAUGAAAUCUCCUCUGUGUAUGAAAACUUGCAGCCCACUGUGAGAAAAGUUCUGAAGUCACUUUCUUUCCCAGAAAACAUGAAUGCCCAGCAGAGGGAGAUUCAGAGGUAUUUAACCACUUACCUUCGGGAAUCUGACACACCGGGUCUGUCACGGUUUCUCAGAUUCUGCACUGGUUCUGAUCUUUUUCUGGGAAAAACUAUCAUCAUUAUGUUUACACUGAUUCAAGGAUUCCAACGACGCCCAGUUGCACACACAUGUGGAUGUAUCCUGGAGCUGUCAGUUUUCUAUGACAGUUAUCCUGAUUUCAGAUCCGAAAUUAACAAAGUCUUAGAAUGCAAUGUGUGGGUGAUGGACAUUAUCUAA
Messenger RNA from Sinocyclocheilus rhinocerous, 1896 nucleotides. RefSeq lists its product as uncharacterized. Gene Ontology annotation, molecular function: ubiquitin-protein transferase activity. The record is from RefSeq and is a predicted model, not a curated record. NCBI's taxonomy places the organism in Eukaryota, Metazoa, Chordata, Actinopteri, Cypriniformes, Cyprinidae. The transcript has 3 exons. Bases 1 to 1896 code for a protein of 631 amino acids.